AUGGGACUUCCCAUGAUUGCCCUUUUCCCGAUGGUCUCAGACCUCAGUAAACUUCUUUGGAACAUUAAAACAAGCCUUAGAAACAUGGGUUAUAGUGGUUUCGCUGUCGUGAAAGCUGUUGGUGAUGUGAGCACCAGUCCGGAUCAUGGACUUCGUUUCUUUGACAUACCCUCAGUUUUUCCACGAGAACGACGUAAGACGAUUUUAGCGAGCAUGCAGAACCACACACAGAUUUAUGUAGGUACAGGUGAACGACUGAAUUUUGUGCUACUCGUCGGAGACAUCUCAAGAGACCUGGAGUUUUUGGAUGCUCUUCGCUCUGUGAAAUCGGGAGGAUUCUGCAAUAUCCUCUUGUCGCAGCCUAGAGCCGCAUCGGGAAAGGUACCACCUGACUGUGGUAGUACAGAAUUCGUAUGGGAAAGUCAAGCAGCUGGACCAUGUCCUGCCACCCCCCCAACUAGAUUAUGGCCUAUCACCUCUUGA
This is a messenger RNA of Arabis nemorensis, 483 nucleotides long. The record is from the annotation of a GenBank genome assembly. Lineage: Eukaryota; Viridiplantae; Streptophyta; Magnoliopsida; Brassicales; Brassicaceae.